Messenger RNA from Paramecium sonneborni, 264 nucleotides. Lineage: Eukaryota; Ciliophora; Oligohymenophorea; Peniculida; Parameciidae. The record is from the annotation of a GenBank genome assembly.
AUGAUAUUCUAAAUUAUACUUAUAAUAAUUGGAUAUCUCAUGUAUUAUUGGCAUAAAAAGAUUAGAUUGCCGAAUUUCAAGUUGGAAACGAUUACUAAUACUCUACUCUAUCUUUAUGUUUCUAAUUAUGGUGGAUUGGUUAAAAUGUAAAUCUAAUUUUAUUAUUUUAAGUAUUUUUCUGUUCUCUCAAAAAAAAAUGUUUCAAGUUAGAGUUACAUUUAAUAACAUUUAAAUUAGAAAACAUUUUUGUUAUCUAAUCAAUGA